AUGUCCUUCCAACAAAUAUCCAAUAAUGGUUAUAAAUUUCUGACGCAUUAUCCACGGCAAAACAAAUACUGGAAAGCUGCCAGUAAAGCCACUCUAGGGGCAGUUGGCUUAUGGUCAAAACUUACGUUAGGUGCUAUUUCAACACCAAAAAUGCAUAAUACGGAUAUUCUCACGGAGGCCUAUCGAACUAGUAAGCUGGAGAACCGAGGAUUAUUAACAGUCAUGAAUCAUACUUCAGUUUUGGAUGAGCCACUCGUAUGGGGUGGACUUUUACCUGUUCGACAUUACUUCAUGAAGGAUGGACUGAGAUGGGCUUUAGGAGCAGAUAAUGUGUGCUUCAAGAAUUCUUUUACAAAAAUGUUCUUCUCAUUGGGACAAGUCCUUGCUACUAAGAGGUUUGGAGUGGGACCAUUCCAGGGAUCAAUUGAUGCUAGUAUUAAUUUGUUGUCGUCGAAUCAAACCAAAUACUCUGCAGAAUCAGAGAGUAAUAAUGGUAAAGGAGGAAUAGUUUUGUCAGCAUCGGCUGCCUCUGAUUCUGAUUCGAUUCCUAUGAACAAAUCCAUUAUAGACAGACCAGGAUGGGUGCACAUUUUUCCAGAGACAUUUGUCCACCAACCAUAUCCCCCUCAUCAGCAUACUUUAAAAUAUUUCCACUGGGGUGUUAGCAGGCUUAUUCUUGAAUCCAGUCAACCUCCUAUUGUAGUACCUAUAUAUACACAUGGUCUUGAGAAAAUCAUUCCUGAAGAUGAAUCUUACAUUGGAGGGCUGAGAAAAAGACUGGGAAGUAAAGUGGAGUUUAACGUUGGAAUGCCCUUGGACGAGUCGGCAGUAGCAUCAUUCCGGAAGGAAUGGCUUGGAAUGGUUAGAGACCAGCAUAAACAAGGUGCUAUUCAAGCCUUGGACAUUUCAAAUAACAUUUAUGAGUCACUAAAUGAACCACUUAUGACUGGCACCGCAGCACGAGACCUACGGUCGCGGGUGGCAGCAUUUGUGAGAGAAGGUGUCGACGCUACAAGAUUGCAGCUUGGAUUCGAACAAUCAGAUCCCAGAAUGGCUGAUGCAUCGUUCUGGCACAACCAAAAAGAAGUCAGAUUAGCUGGCAAAAUGCAUAAUAGGUCGUGA
Messenger RNA from Sugiyamaella lignohabitans, 1122 nucleotides. It is a transcript of the gene TAZ1, whose product is annotated as Taz1p. NCBI's taxonomy places the organism in Eukaryota, Fungi, Ascomycota, Dipodascomycetes, Dipodascales, Trichomonascaceae. Gene Ontology annotation, biological process: cardiolipin acyl-chain remodeling; inner mitochondrial membrane organization. Gene Ontology annotation, molecular function: 1-acylglycerophosphocholine O-acyltransferase activity. Gene Ontology annotation, cellular component: mitochondrial membrane. The coding region runs from base 1 to 1122 and encodes 373 amino acids. The transcript has a single exon. The record is from RefSeq and is a predicted model, not a curated record.